Messenger RNA from Trichoderma breve, 1416 nucleotides. RefSeq names its product WD domain, g-beta repeat domain-containing protein. Bases 1 to 1416 code for a protein of 471 amino acids. Gene Ontology annotation, cellular component: ESC/E(Z) complex. Gene Ontology annotation, biological process: negative regulation of transcription by RNA polymerase II. The transcript is spliced from 11 exons. Gene Ontology annotation, molecular function: nucleosome binding; protein binding. The record is from RefSeq and is a predicted model, not a curated record. NCBI's taxonomy places the organism in Eukaryota, Fungi, Ascomycota, Sordariomycetes, Hypocreales, Hypocreaceae.
AUGGCUAGCAUCGAUGAUGUGAACUUUGAGCUCCCCAAACUGCGUACUUCCUUCUCCCUAGAGAAUGACACCAGGUUCCUCGGCAGUGAUGAUAAUAUCGCAGAAUUCUUUGAUGUCAAAUUCUGCCCUUACCAGCCCCUAGACCAUGAACCUGUCUUUGCUGCUAUCAGCAAAAAGCAUGUUGUUAUAUGCCGACUCACAAAAGACACAGGCGAUGUCAAUCCUUGUCAUGUAAUCAAUGUCAUAAGAGACGAUGACGAUGAGGCUGCCAGUUGUUGUUGUACUUGGACUAUGGAUGCCGUAAAUGGCAGGCCGUAUAUCUGCAUUGGCGGCGUUGAUGCCAAGGUUAAGAUAUACGACGUAGUUGAUGGCCGGUUGGUUGAGUGCUUUGUUGGCCAUGGCGGGGACGUUAAUGAUUUAGCCACAUCCCCUGUCAACCCAUACAUCAUCGCUUCAGCUUCAGACGACACAAGUGUACGGAUAUGGAGCGUGGAAGAAAAACAUAGGAGCCAACCAUGUUUAUGCAUUCUCGCCGGAGAAGGUCACUCUUGGAAUCUGCUCAGUGUGGCUUUCCACGAAACUGGGCGCUAUCUUUUGUCAGGUGGUCACGACCAGAUUAUAAACCUGUGGACCAUUCCUGAUCUCCCCAAUGAACCUAUUGAUACGCCCCUGCAGGUUCAUUAUCCUCAUUUUUCAACUUCAGCAGUGCACAGCGGCAUUGUCGAUUGUGUCUCAUUUUAUGGAGAUCUCAUCCUAUCUAGAGCUUGUCACGAUAACGUGAUUGUCCUGUGGAAGAUCGAAGGAUUCUCCUCAGAUGAUCCUCUACCACCCCAGAGUACUGCUCCCACGCCACAAAAUGUGCUCCCAACGAAUUACGAAGAUCCUGGACGGCUUACGCGGUCUGCUUUCGUUCCCCUAACGUCCCCUCAAUGCCCAGUCCAAUAUACACGACUAUUGGCAUUCCACACCCCGAACUGCGGCCCUCAGUUUUUCAUGCGCUUCAAGCUCCAUCAUGUGCCCAACCAGAAUCCGGUGCUUGCAUUCUGUAAUGCAGCAGGCAACAUUUUUUUCUGGGAUUUGAAGCGACUGACUGCUCACCGCGAUAUCAUGUCGUCGCUCGCAAACCAUACGGACAAAAGCAAACCGAUACAGCUUCCUAGUUGGCAGAAGCCCGUUAUCCCGCGGGCAAAAGCAGAUCCACCAAAUUCUCAGGAGUUCAGCCCGGAGACAUUGGAAUCAUGGGCGACCAAGUAUAGCAUGGAUGAUACGCACGAGCCGCUACGACACCAUAAGAUGGAGUCAUCCUCGGCCAAUUUUGUGGGCAGACAGGCAUCUUGGAGUCCAGGAGGGGACUGGUGCGUCGUAGUUGGGAGCUCAAACACAGCUUUACUGCUGCAGCGCUGGGCUCAGAAAUGA